AUGGCGAAUACUAGACUUGCAAGUGAUGAGUUGGAUAUUGCGGAUGAGCGCCCGAGCGUCAUCCAACGCGAAGAGAGAUCUAGACAGCCAGUUAGGCCUGAUGAGCAGGAAAUGGUUGAUGAGCUCCCUAGCAUCGUCCAACGUGAUGAGAGAAGUACACCAACUCCAGAGGCAAAUAUACUUUCUCAAGAAUCAGAGGAGGACAUGUACAUUGCCAAAUUCAUCCAAGGUGAAGAGGGAAAUACGCCAAUUCCAGGGGCAACUAGAUUUGUGCAACUAUUAGAGGAUGACAUGUACACUCUCAGCCUCUACGAACAGGCAAAGAGAAAUAAUAUACCAAGUGAAGAUCGAAUUUUUCGUCCCCAGGAUAUUCCAGAUGAGCUUCCGCCUUCCAUCCGAUAUGCAUUGUCAUUGAGGGAGACAGGAAGUCUAGAGCCCGACAUCCCCAUUGAAGACCUGUCGAUAAUCAAGACGGAUCAACUUGACGGCGAGUCUCAGUUCCAUGUCUUUGCAAUCAAGUACUUCGAGCUCCUAGAGUCUCAAGGUGCCAUGCACUUCGAACUCCGCGGGUCCACCAGAUUCCCGGGCUUUCUAAAUUUUCCUUACCGCCGCUCAGAGAAAGGGGAAGAGUACGAGCGCAUUCGCUUCCGUCCCUUUGCCCCCAAAGAUAAAAAGGAUGGUGAAUGCGACGCCGACCGCUUCGCUCUAUUGAAACCGCCCUAUAACAAGGCCGUUCGAGUGGUGAACAUCAUUCGCAAGGAAAUUUCGCUUGUGAAGAAGGAACAUCUGGAAUUACUUUAG
Messenger RNA from Sclerotinia sclerotiorum 1980 UF-70, 801 nucleotides. RefSeq lists its product with no specific name. The transcript has 2 exons. Bases 1 to 801 code for a protein of 266 amino acids. The record is from RefSeq and is a predicted model, not a curated record. Lineage: Eukaryota; Fungi; Ascomycota; Leotiomycetes; Helotiales; Sclerotiniaceae.